CGGUUGCUCGCCUGCAGCCUGUUGGUGGGCGCGAGCGAGGGGCUGCUGCCGGUCGUGCACAGGGGGUGGCAGUCCGCGGCCGGCGAGCGGCGUGUGCGUGCCGGGGCAGCGGUCGUGGCGUCAGAGGCCAGCAGACCUGGGAAGCAGAAGGUGGUGGUGACGGGCUUGAGCACGUUCACCUCGCUCGGACACGACGCGCACACCUUCUUCGACAACCUCUGCGAAGGGAAGUGCGGCAUCCAUCCGAUUACCCGCUUCAACUGCGACGGCUCCACCAAGCAGACGACGCACCAGACCACAAUCGCGUCCGAGGUGAAGGACUUUGAGCCGAGCGACUACUGGGAUGCGAACGUGGCCAAGCGGCAGGACCGCUACUCCCACCUCGCGAUGGCCGCUGCCAAGAUGGCGCUCAAAGACGGCGGCUGCGACCCGAAGGACCUCGACUCGAAGCGCUUCGGAGUCCUGGUUGGCUCCGGCGUGGGCGGGCUGGACGCCGUCGAGCGCAGCUGCGACAUCCUCUUCAACAAGGGGCCGAAGCGGAUCUCGCCCUUCCUGCUCCCCUCCAUCAUCGGCAACACUGCCGGCGCGAUGAUCGCAAUUGAGGUGGGGGCGCAGGGGCCGAACUACGGCAUCGUGUCUGCGUGCGCGACCGGCACGCACGCGAUCGGAGAGGCGCUCAAGUACCUGCAGUGGGGCGAGUGCGACGUGAUGCUCGCCGGAGGGUCCGAGGCGGCGGUCACUCCGCUCGGCUUUGCGGGCUUCAACUCGAUGCGCGCGAUGUGCACCUCUGCGAACGACGACCCGCAAAAGGCGAGCCGCCCUUUCGACGCGGACCGCGCGGGUUUCGUGAUGGGCGAGGGGUCGGGCGUGCUGCUGCUUGAGACGGAGGAGCACGCGCUUCGGCGCGGCGCAAAGAUCUACUGCGAAAUUGCGGGCUACGCUGCCACGUGCGACGCGCACCACAUCACCGCGCCGCACCCGGAGGGGGAGGGGAUGGCGGCGUGCCUCGAGACGGCGAUGGAGGCGGCGGGCGUGGCGCCGGAGGAGGUGCAGUACAUCAACGCGCACGGCACCUCGACGCCUCUCAACGACAAGUUCGAGACGAUGGCGUACAAGCGUGUGUUUGGGGAGCACGCCUACAAGAUGAAGAUCUCGUCGACCAAGGGCGCCACCGGCCACCUCUUGGGUGCGGCGGGCGGCGUCGAGGCGGCGAUCGUGUGCAAGGUGCUCGAGACGGGCGUCGUGCCUCCGACGAUCAACUACCAGACCCCCGACCCGGACUGCGACCUCGACUACGUGCCGAACGUCAAGCACGUCGCCGAGAAGCCCAUCGAGGUUGCUAUCACCGACAACCUCGGCUUCGGCGGGCACAACGCCGCGCUCGUCUUCAAACGCUACCAGCCCCCCCAGUGACCAGGAGUGGCGCGGGACCGCACCCUGGCCUUCGCAGGAUCCGAGCGGCGGGGCGACGGCUUUCGUAGUGGAGCUUCGCCCGCUGCGCUCCGGCCCGGCGCGGCCCGUUUUCGCACUCUCACACCCAGCCCCCCCCCCCCCCUCUUUGCUCAUGACUUCGAGUAGAGCGCUCUCCUGCGCGAGAAGCACUGUUCUGUGUUGGAGCACAUCAGAGACGUGUGUUGUCACACACAGUUCUCGGUCCUAUGGUCUCUCAUACGUGGAGC
Messenger RNA from Emiliania huxleyi CCMP1516, 1679 nucleotides. RefSeq names its product 3-oxoacyl-synthase. The record is from RefSeq and is a predicted model, not a curated record. The transcript is spliced from 7 exons. Gene Ontology annotation, molecular function: 3-oxoacyl-[acyl-carrier-protein] synthase activity. NCBI's taxonomy places the organism in Eukaryota, Haptophyta, Isochrysidales, Noelaerhabdaceae. The coding region runs from base 388 to 1413 and encodes 341 amino acids. Gene Ontology annotation, biological process: fatty acid biosynthetic process.